AUGGUUUCUUCCGCAAGCAACCGCGCAGCCAUCACUUCGGAGAAGGACGGUAUGCAGAGCACCCGCAGAAACCUGGGUGUAUGUCACACCCUCAUCCAAAGGUGGAAUGUUGCAUUGUCCCUGCGAAUUGUGUCCACAAGCAACAGCACAGCCAUCACUUCGUAUAAGCGCCGUAUGAACAACACCUCCAACACCACCUGCAGACACCUGGGUGUAUGUCACGCCGUGGUCGACAGGUGGAAUGUCGCCUCUGUUCCAUCCGCAAGCAACUGCACAGCCAUUUCUUCGAAGAAGUACUGUGUGACAACCACCCGCAGAAACCUGGGUGUAUGUCACCCCCUCAUCUAA
Cladocopium goreaui is the source of this 348-nucleotide messenger RNA. NCBI's taxonomy places the organism in Eukaryota, Dinophyceae, Suessiales, Symbiodiniaceae. The record is from the annotation of a GenBank genome assembly.